This is a messenger RNA of Chelonus insularis, 2330 nucleotides long. Its product is annotated as pinin-like. The transcript has 7 exons. NCBI's taxonomy places the organism in Eukaryota, Metazoa, Arthropoda, Insecta, Hymenoptera, Braconidae. Bases 189 to 2102 code for a protein of 637 amino acids. The record is from RefSeq and is a predicted model, not a curated record.
UGGCGCCUAAACUCAUGAGUCGUUUCACUGACAUUGCUCGAUUGUUAUCUUUUUAAUUAAUUAAUCAUUUGCGAUUUUUUUUAUUACGUGACCUUUGAAUCUCUCUCAUGACACGAUUAUCGUGGAACUGAAAAGCUAUUCUUAAAUAACAAGUGCCUUUCCGUACUCGCUGAUUCAUUAGAUUGAGUAUGGAUGAUAGAACAAUAAAUAUGAAGCCAGACCGGCUGGAAAGAAAGAUAGAAAAUCCAAAAAAACAUACAAAGAGGAGUAAAAAGGGCAGUGUGAAGGUCAAUAAAUGGUGUACUGAAGAACGAAAUGAAAUAAACAGUGAACCAGUACCAGAAAUCGACUUUACUCCGGUAUUUUGGCAGCAAUCAGGAGCUUCACCUCACGUACAGCCUUUGAGAAAUAGCCAAAGACUUUUUACAGCUAUGUCUGACCCAAGUGUAUGUGGAUAUUCAACAGUGCCUGUCGCUUACGCUAUGGAACCUGUGUCAAUGCCUCCAGUUUAUCCUCUAUAUAGGCCAGUACCUCAACCAAACUAUCGAGCCUUUAGAGGUAAAGUAAGGAGAAAUAUUCAUAAUCAAAUGGGUUCUCGAUUACAUCAGAGCAAUUUAAUAAAUGGAUAUUCAAGUCUCCAAGAAAAUCGACCAAACUUUAUGACGUCUCCUAUAUAUCAAAAUGGAGACUAUACCUCAUUGCCUCCUACUGCGAACAAUCAUACGACCAAUGAUACUGAAGAACUCAAUUCAGAACAUAGAAGAUAUUCAGAUCCUGGUCUAGGACCUGCUGAUUUGCCUCCUUACACCCACAGCGAAGAUUCCGAUAGUGGCGAAAGUGGAAGUUCCAUUACCACUAUUGGCAAAAAUAAUAAACUUGUAUUAUCUUUAGUAGAACAGAUGACAGCUCUUAGAGAAGUAAAUAGUCAAAUGUUUAAGCAGCUUCAUGAAACAAAAAUGUCUCUAGAAAGUGUUAAAGCUGAAUUGGGUCGUAUGAAACAUCAAGUUUCUGUAGAAUAUCAACCAGGAAUGUUAUCAGAUAUGAUCAGUGAAAUAAGACAAGCAAAUAAAAUGUUGGAGGAAUCUAUAAUUACUCGAAUUAACACAGUAGUUGAAGAAAAAAAUCAACAAAAUUUAUUGGAACUCAAAGAAUUAAGGGAUCGUUUAGCUCAAAUAACUGAGGAAAAAGCAGUGGCAGACAAACGUAUUGUUAAAUUGGAAGAAGAAGUAGCUGCUCUUAAGAUGACGAACAAUGAUGAUCAGGAGAUUGCUGCCCUUGAGGAGGAGACUUUAACUCUACGACGAGAGCUUCAGGAAGCACGAGCACCAAGGAAUAUCAUUCCAAGUCAUUCAGCAAAGUGCGUAGAUGCUGCAGUAACAAGAACUAUUAUACCUGUAACUUUUGAUACACUCAUUAAAAGCAGCACCCCCGUGCGUACCAACAUCCAUGAGACCCGUCGCUUCAGUUCCAUGGGUUCUGGCCCACCUUCAUCAUCAUCCUCUUCAUCAACUUCUUCGUCAUCUUCUUCUUCUGUUUCGACCUCUUCUUCCUCAUCACCUUUAUCCCAUUCCGACUCGUUGAGGAAUUUAGAAAGCAUCAAUGGUUCAAAGGACAUAAAGGAAAAAAUGCCGGAAAAAAUAAACAAUAAAGAUCAAGAGCGAAGAAAAGAAUCAGUCCAAUCAUUGGAGCCUGAUGAAAAAGAAGCUCUAGAGAAAUUGAUUCAUUUCCAUUUUAACAGAGAACAACGACUAGCUCAAUCUCAGGAUGCUUCUACCAAAAAGACAGAGACAUGUCGUCAGAAGAGUGAAGGAGCAAAUAAUUUAAAGAAAUUUUCUGACAAUUAUCAUGUAAACAAUGUAUCCAGAAAUUCAACGUCUUCGUCAUCAUCAUCGGGAUCUGAUAGUGGUGCUGACGAACGAUUCAAUGGAAAAAAUGGCAAAUUAGACAAAAAUCAAAGAAAAAAUGGUGUAGUCGAGGUUCCAGAUGUCGUCGUCGUCGCUGGAAAAUCUAUGGUACCUAAACAUUUAUGCUCGACGAGAAUCCUACCUCCUAAAGUCCUCAAUGCACCUCCACACACCACCUACACCACUGCCUAUAUUUAGGAUACGUACGGGGCCACCACAAGUGUUGUGUGUCGUCACUUGCAGGGGCUUCAUUUGGGUUUAUUCUUGCCAAUUCUUCUGUACAAAUAUCACACGAGAAAGGGAAGAAAGAGAGGAAAAGAACGUAACCGGAAACGUGAUUUAUCAGACUGGAGAAACUGGUGGCAAUACUGCAUAAAAAGAUGAACGACAUCAAUCAAACCAAGACUGGCUCUACUUCUACUGUUG